AAAACAAUCAAAGACAACCAUCUCAAACAAUCGAAGACUUAUAAUUAAGUCGUCUGACAAGUUUUCCAGCUGAAAGACUUAUAAUUAAGUCGUCUGGAAAGUCUUCUAGCCGGAGAAAUUGAGUGUAUUAUUGUUUUCUUAUUUGUGCUAGGGGAAAUUGAGUGUAUUAUUUUUUUUUGUCAAUGGUAACCAUUAGUUUUGGAUAAUUUGUUAUUUAGUUAAAACCUAGAAUUUUGUAUAUGUAUUUUAUUUUUGGAUUGUAAAUUUAUUAUUUUAUUUUAUCACGUAUUUUGCUUAUAUUUUGCUAAUGUUUACUUAUAUUUUGCUUAUGUUUUGUUGAAAAGAAAUAAUGGUUACCAUUGACAAAAAAACAAUAAUGUUUAAGCAACCCAAUUUUCUAGCCGCCUGUCAAACACUUGUCAAAUAAAUGAACCAAUUACUUAUAUGCAUUAACUUAAUGGAUGUUUGAAUUGAUAAUGUAUUACUUAUAAAGAUUUGUAAAAUUAUUAUGUCCGCACGUGCGGAUUUAAUACCUAGUUUAUUGUUAAAAUAAAAAAAUUCACACAGAAUAAUACCCCAUUCGUUUUAUAAUACACUAAAAACAUCAUAAAAAUACACUAACUAUAUCAAAUAAACAUAUUUUUUCUAAAACAUACACUAAGAAAUCAUACAAAUAUGAAAGUUUUCCAAACAAAAAAAUCCUCUUUGGUUUCUAUAAUAUCAUUGUUAUUAAAUUUGAUUGUUUUAAUUAUGGAAAAUUAUGUAAGAGACCAUCACUGAUAGUGUCUUAUUUCUCUAUAUUUAAAAAAAUUGAAUCUAAAUCUAAAAUCUAAAGCAACCGUAAAAUUACGAGUACCAAAAAAUAUCUAAAAAAAAAAUAUGUAAUUUGAUUAUUUUUGAAUAUUUUCAAGAUAUAUGGAUAUUAUUUUUAGAUAUCUUCAGAUAUAUUCGGGUAUAAAAAAUUAUGAUUACCACAUCCUUACUAAUGCAUACAAGUUGCUUACGUAAGAUCAGUUGAUACAACGUAAACACUUAAAAUAUCACCACUAUACUCGGGUCCCGACAAGUGCUCUCGAUCCAAAAAAGACACGACACAAAGUAUCCUCAAAGUUUGGAGAAAAACACUCUCUUCCUCACGCCAAAUAAAAGACACCAAAUCAAACUUACAGAUGUCAACUCUAUAUAAACCUCACACCAUAGAUCCAUAACCAAGCAUCCUCAUCUACCAUCGAUCAACACAAUGUCUUCUUCUACCUCACUAACUCUCAUCUUCUUCUUCGCUUCUGCCUUCCUCUACACUCCAUCAAACUCAUUCAACAUCACAACCAUCUUAAGCCAAAACAAAGACUUCUCCACUUUCAACAAACUCCUCUCCCAAACCGGACUCGCUUCCACCAUCAACUCCCGCCAAACCAUAACCGUCCUAGCCCUCGCCAACGACGCAGUGUACCUGUUCGCCGACCAAUCAAUGGAAGACAACAAGGUAAUCCUCAGCCUCCACGUCAUUCUCGACUACUACGACAUCAAGAAACUCAAGAGCCUUAGCAAGAAAACAGCGAUACUCACCACUCUCUUCCAACAAAGCGGCCAAGCCAAAGGCCAGCAAGGGUUCGUAAACGUCACCGUUAAGGAUAACGGCGACAUUGCGUUCGGAUCCGCGGUUCGUGGUUCGCUCCUUGACUCUCAGCUUAUAGACUCGGUUGCGUCAGAGCCGUUCAACAUCUCGGUGCUUCAUAUUAGUAGCUAUAUACCUUUGAUGAAUCCUAAUCCUUCUGAUAAAAUUUAUACUUCGUCUUCACCACUUCCUGCACAAGCUCCUAAUGAUGAUGAUUAUGAGUAUGACGAGCCACCAUCCCCACCGUCCCCACCAUCCUCCUCUGCUAAGGCUAAGGCUCCUGCUGCUGCUAAGGCUGCUGCUGCUGCUCCGAAGGCAUCUGCUAGCAAAGCCAACUCAACAAGUUCAGCUUCAGUUAUUAAUUCUCAGCUUGACUUGCCGUUUGCGGUCGUGAUGUCAUCCUUCUGGUUGUUCAUGACGGUUUAAUGACAUGAUGGUUAAAAGUUGACAACAGUGUGAAAGGAUGAAAAAAGAUCAGAUCAGAUUUUUGAGACCAAGAAAAUAAAAGAAGAUUGGCAGGGAAAAGAGUUCAAGUUAUCACCCAAAACACUAAAGAAGGAGCAAGCUUGGGUCACAAGAAGAAAUAAAGCGAGUGCAAUAAGGAUGGAGAAAGUUGUAAAACUCAAAAACUCUUUAUUUGUUUGGAAGCUUGGAUAUGAUCUUUAUUAUGUUGUGAAAGAUAAUAAUUGGUGUUUUGGCUUUUCUGACUAAAUGGUGCAUUGUUUUUUGUUC
Molecule: messenger RNA, 2347 nt
Organism: Brassica napus (rape)
Lineage: Eukaryota; Viridiplantae; Streptophyta; Magnoliopsida; Brassicales; Brassicaceae
Product: fasciclin-like arabinogalactan protein 14
Exons: 1
Coding region: 1241-2041 (266 amino acids)
Cellular component (GO): plasma membrane
Source: RefSeq, a predicted model, not a curated record